This is a messenger RNA of Cheilinus undulatus (humphead wrasse), 3404 nucleotides long. Its product is annotated as arf-GAP with coiled-coil, ANK repeat and PH domain-containing protein 3-like. The transcript is spliced from 25 exons. The record is from RefSeq and is a predicted model, not a curated record. Gene Ontology annotation, cellular component: cytoplasm. Gene Ontology annotation, molecular function: GTPase activator activity; protein binding. Lineage: Eukaryota; Metazoa; Chordata; Actinopteri; Labriformes; Labridae. Bases 143 to 2671 code for a protein of 842 amino acids.
CUGAAACUGAGGCAGACAGUAAGCCGCUGCAGGAGCGGGAGAAGGAGGGAGGAAUCUCUGUGUCGGAUACUUCAUCUCUGCUCUUACCCUGGGACAUGAAAUCUGUUUUUUAACCUCGCUGACAACUUCACUCCAGUCCAAGAUGACGGUGGAUUUUGAAGAAUGUAUUAAAGAUUCACCCCGAUUUAGGGCGAAUAUCGACGAGGUGGAGAAUGACGUCGUGGAAAUUGAGGCCAAACUAGACAAGCUGGUGAAGCUAUGUAGUGGGAUGAUUGAAGCGGGGAAGGCGUACGUCAGCGCCAAUAAACUGUUCGUCAACGGCAUCCGGGAUCUGUCUCAGCAGUGCAAGAAGGAUGAGAUGAUCUCGGAGUGCCUGGAGAAAUGCGGUGAAAGUCUUCAGGAAAUCAUCAACUACCACAUGAUCCUGUUUGAUCAGGCUCAGCGCUCUGUGAAGCAGCAGUUGCACAACUUUGUAAAAGAGGAUGUUCGGAAGUUCAAGGAGACAAAGAAGCACUUUGACAGGGUGCGAGAGGACAUGGAGAUCGCACAGGUGAAGAAUGCUCAAGCACCAAGGAACAAACCUCAUGAGGUGGAAGAGGCUGCCGGCACACUGAGCAUCACCCGCAAGUGCUUCAGACAUCUCGCUCUGGACUAUGUGCUACAGAUCAACGUCCUUCAAGCUAAGAAGAAAUUUGAGAUUCUGGAUGCUAUGCUGUCGUUCAUGCACGCCCAGUACUCUCUCUUCCAGCAGGGCUACAACCUACUGGAUGAGCUCGACCCCUACAUGAAGAAACUGGCUGCUGAGCUGGAUCAGCUGGUGAUAGACUCGGCCAUGGAGAAAAGGGAGAUGGAGCACAAACAUGCAACCAUUCAGCAGAGGACGCUCCUGCAGGACUUUUCCUAUGACGACUCUAAAGUGGAGUUUAACGUGGAUGCUCCCAAUGGUGUGGUGAUGGAGGGCUACUUGUUCAAGAGGGCCAGCAAUGCCUUUAAGACCUGGAACAGACGGUGGUUUUCCAUACAGAACAGCCAGCUGGUCUACCAGAAGAAGCUCAAGGAUUCUCUGACCGUGGUGGUGGAGGACCUCCGGCUGUGCUCUGUUAAACCGUGUGAGGACAUCGAGAGGAGGUUCUGCUUUGAGGUCGUCUCUCCCUUCAAGAGCUGUAUGCUUCAGGCUGAGUCUGAAAAACUAAGACAAGCAUGGAUUCAGGCUGUUCAAGCUAGCAUUGCCUCAGCCUACAGAGAGAGCCCAGACACGUACUACAUAGAGCAUCUGGACAGAACAGCGUCUCCGUCCACCAGCAGUAUAGAUUCAGCCAGUGAGCCACGGGAGCGCAUCAUUCGAGGAGAGACCAUUUUGCAGAGGAUCCAGUGUCUUCCCGGCAAUGAGCAGUGCUGUGACUGCGGACAGGCCGACCCUCGCUGGGCCUCCAUUAACCUGGGCAUCCUGCUGUGCAUAGAGUGCUCAGGCAUCCACAGGAGUCUCGGGGUUCACUGUUCGAAGGUUCGCUCUCUCACACUGGACUCAUGGGAACCAGAACUACUUAAGUUGAUGUGCGAACUUGGAAACAGUGUCAUCAACCACAUCUAUGAAGGCUCGUACCAGGAACAAGGUCUUAAGAAACCACUACCGUCUAGUUCAAGGCAGGAGAAGGAGGCUUGGAUUAAGGCGAAGUACGUAGAGAAGAAAUUCCUGAAGAAACUCGGCUCUACGGAGAUACUCAUAAAUGGGGAGAGGAAAUCAGAGCGACGGUGGAGCGUGAAGAAAUGCCGGAGACACAACAGCGCCACAACAGUACCGAAAACGAGGCGAAGAUACCGGCAAGAGCCUGGAAGCACUUCCCCCUCCACCCUCUCUGCAGCAGCUGCUAAAUUCAGACGAGACUCUCUGUUUUGUCCUGAUGAGCUGGACUCGCUUUUCUCUUACUUUGACACCGGAUCAGGGCCUCGAAGUCCUGCAGGUCUGAGCAGUGACAGCGGGCUGGGAGGCAGCACAGAUGGCAGCACAGACAUCCUGGUGUUUGGCUCGGUGGUGGACAGCGUCACAGAGGAGUGUGAGGUGUCAGAGGACUCGAGCGGUGAAGCCGAGCUGGAGGCGGAGCCUGAGACGUCAGACCCAGAGGACAUCAGAGACCUUCAUCCUGGGGCGCUGCUCUACAAAGCCUCCAAAGCCCGAAACCUUCCCGUCAUGGCAGAAGCUCUAGCCCACGGGGCCGAUGUCAAUUCUGUUAACGAUGACGAUGAAGGAAAAACACCCCUCAUACAGGCUGUGAUUGGGGGUUCGUUGAUCGCCUGUGAGUUCCUGCUGCAGAACGCUGCUGACGUCAACCAAAGAGACUCGAGAGGGAGGGGUCCGCUGCAUCAUGCCACAUAUCUGGGACACACGGGGCAGGUGUGCUUGUUCCUGAAAAGAGGAGCGACACAGAACGACGAGGAUGAAGACAGACAAGACCCUUUGAGUAUAGCUGUACAGCAAGCAAAUGCAGAUAUCGUCACCCUGCUGCGUCUUGCACGGAUGAACGAGGAGAUGCGGGAGUCAGAGGGACCGUUUGGACAGCCAGCAGGAGACGCCACAUACCUUGACAUCUUCCGAGAAUUUUCCCACAUGGCUUCACACAACCCGGAGAAGCUGAAACGGAGGAGUGUGCACUUCAGACACUCCUUCAGGUAGUCAGCAUGGAGGAAGGAGGAAUUAGAGACUUGAAAAACAUUUUUCUGAAUCUGAGCUUUGAUUUUAAACCAUGUAAAUGAUGACAAAUUUCAUUUGUAGCUUCAGUCUUAUCCACAAAAAAAACAACUUAAAGUGGAUUGGAGUGAAGAAAUUCUUGUAUUGUUUAGAAUAGUUGAAUUAAUUUGCAAUAGUCAUAUGCUGUUCUUGUAUUUCCAAAUGAGGAUCUGCUGGUCUUUUCCUCUUACAUGUAUAUAAAAUGAAAGCUUUUGUACAAUGUUAGAGGAAAUGUUUGAUAAAAUGCCAAGCACUUGUUUAGUUUAUCCCCUUUUUUGUGUAUAAAAAAAUGUUUGCUUCAUAUUUUCCAUUACUCCAUUUAAAAUGUUUGUUUUAUUGCAGGAAAUUCAUCAAUACAUUGCAUAUUUUUCUGUUUGUACUGCAUGCAUUUACCCCGUUAUAUUCCAUACAUAAACUUGAAUUCAGCUAUGUGUCAUACCAUCCUCUACAGUCCUAAAGUGGCAGUGUUAUUUCUCCUGAUGAGCUGUUUAUUGUGUCAAAUGUUGACUAUGCUGGCCUAGUCUUUGUGAUGUGUUUUGUUGAAUUGACUCUGCAGUACCACUAUGAAAUACAGUGCUUCUGUUACUGUUUACAUGCUGUAGAAGCAUUAAAUGCUAAUAUAUCAGAAUGAAGAGGGAUGCUGAUGGAAGAUGGAUUGAGAAUAAACAUUGUCUGUUUA